Molecule: messenger RNA, 247 nt
Organism: Funneliformis mosseae
Lineage: Eukaryota; Fungi; Glomeromycota; Glomeromycetes; Glomerales; Glomeraceae
Source: the annotation of a GenBank genome assembly
AUGUGGGAAAUUUCUAGCGGAGUUCCACCAUUUAAGGAUUUAAUUAACAGAAGUGAUCAAGAGUUGCUUUAUAUUAACAUUCCUAAAGGAUACCGUGAAAAUACUAUAGAAAGAACUCCAGACGAUUAUAAGGAACUUUAUGAAAAAUGUUGGGAUUCAAUACCUGAGAAAAGACCAAAAAAUGAAGGUAAUGAGGAUUCAGCUCUUAUGGGAACUGAAAUAAGCAUUAAGAAUAUUUCGGCUGAAG